GGCUGGAUGGAAAUUCCCUCCGACCCCCUCGGAACUUAAAGGGCCCGCUGCCUUCCCGAAGUUGGUUUGAAGGCAAGGGCUUGUUGGUUGUGGACAGCACUUUGUCAUGGGACCUGUGCGGUUGGGAAUGUUGCUUUUCAUUUUGGCUGUGUAUGGCGCUUGGGUUGGGACGCCGAAGGAGGAAGACGAUGACACAGAACGCUUGCCCAGCAAAUGCGAAGUGUGUAAGCUGCUGAGCCUGGAGCUACAGGAAAAGCUGAGUCGCACUGGCCGAUCUCGAGAGGUGCUGGAGCUGGGGCAGGUGCUAGACACUGGCAAGAGAAAGAAACACAUCCCUUACAGUGUCUCAGAGACAAGGCUGGAAGAGGCCUUGGAGAAUUUGUGUGAGCGGAUCCUGGAUUACAGUGUUCAUGCCGAGCGCAAGGGCUCACUGAGAUAUGCCAAGGGUCAGAGUCAGACCAUGGCAACGCUGAAAGGUCUGGUGCAGAAGGGGGUGAAGGUGGAUCUGGGGAUCCCUCUGGAGCUAUGGGACGAGCCCAGCGUGGAAGUCACGUUCCUCAAGAAGCAGUGUGAGACGAUGCUGGAGGAGUUUGAAGAUGUCGUGGGAGACUGGUACUUCCAUCAUCAGGAGCAGCCCCUACAGCAUUUUCUCUGUGAAGGUCAUGUGCUCCCCCCUGCUGAAACUGCGUGUCUACAGGAAACUUGGACCGGAAAGGAGAAGAUCACGGAUAGGCAAGAGAAGACAGAAGGGGAGGAGGAGCAAUAUCAGGAGGAGGAAGAAGAAGAAGAGGAGGAAGAGAUGAUCAACACACCAGGGCACUCCAAGCAUGACCCAGAUGACCUUUGA
Messenger RNA from Odobenus rosmarus divergens (Pacific walrus), 847 nucleotides. RefSeq names its product canopy 4 homolog (zebrafish) (gene CNPY4). Lineage: Eukaryota; Metazoa; Chordata; Mammalia; Carnivora; Odobenidae. Gene Ontology annotation, cellular component: endomembrane system. Bases 107 to 847 code for a protein of 246 amino acids. Gene Ontology annotation, molecular function: signaling receptor binding. The record is from RefSeq and is a predicted model, not a curated record. The transcript is spliced from 6 exons.